AUGGAACAGAAACGCCAGAGACAGCGGAACAGAGUUCCCGUGUCAUGUCUCAACUGUAAGAAGCGUAAGGUCAAAUGUGACAAGGGCAAGCCGUCCUGUUCAGGGUGUAUCAAGAAUGGUGUGCCGCAUCUUUGCGAGUAUUUGGAGCCAGUGUGGUCGAAAAAGAGUUCUCAGGUGAAGGCAGAAGACGCAGAAGACUCACAUGAUGCGAACGCAUCUUUACUACAAGUCAAGAUCGAAGAGACGAGUGAGUUUAAACAGUUUCGAGCGCAUACUGACAAAGUCAUCCUUUCUCAAAGAAAGGAGAUCGACGACUUGAAGCGACAGCUUUCGGUGCUCCAGCAGCUCUCGCCGAAGGUCCACGAUGCCACGGCUAUGGGCUGUAAGCCUAUCUUGAUUUUGACGAAGUUGAACCUCUCUCUCGUUAACAACCGAGAUCCACUCACAAUUCACCACGAUCCAGCAUACAGUGUAAUAGGACGUACUAGUUCUAAAGUUAACCACAUAGAUACGUACUCGUGGAUCAACUUGAUUAAAUUGGAUCCACAGCUUACCACUCUCUGGUUCAAAAUCACAAAUCUCCAGAAGAUCUACCACAUGUACAAAAUGAACAUGUUGAACAACACUUCUAGAAACAGCCCGGGAGCCUUCAGCUUACCAAACCAGUCUGUCACAUCCAACCCUUUGUCGAAGAAAUCACCCUAUAGAAUCAACGAAAUCGACUUCACCUACAGUGUGGUCAAGUCUGAAGAGCCAAAUAAAUUAAGGUGUCCAGUUAUCGAGUGCGAUUUCAACUUCAUGACAGAAGACCAGAUCACACCAAGUCCAGUAGGUGGGAUAAGCUCUCCUGUUCCUCUGGCUCGAUCCACUGAUACCCCAAGGAAGUACAACACUGUAGAGCAAUUCGCUUAUCAUGACCUCGUAUCGGAGAAGGGAAGAACGUUGUUACUUAAGGUUCAGAACCUCUGGGAUUCCUCGCUCAACUUGGUGCGAGGAAACGAAAAGAUCAAUUUCAAACAGCUCUAUUUCCUCAUCGACUUCUACUUCAACAACAAGGUGUACGACAUCGAAUCGAGGCAUAUACUCUCCUUCUACAAGAUAGAAAUUCAGAGUAUAAUUAAGAAGAACGGGAAUGAGAUAUCCAUAAAUAUUGCCAAUGAUCCUAGUCUUAAAUUGACUGACGAACAGCUUUUCGAGCGCCUUAAGAUGAAGGGAGUCUACUUGUGUAUGUUAGCGUUGAUAAUCGAGGAGUCGUUGGAUACCUUGAGACUGAAUGUUAAAGUGGGGUUAGAAGAAGAUAUUGGCCUCAAGUUCCGUUCAUUGUUUCCUACGGAAGUAGUCUAUGUUGGGCAAGGCUCCAAGUUCAGAAAUACUUUGUACAUAGUCCAGGAGUUUGUGUUGCACAUAACCAACUUGAAGUUUUCAGAAACAUCUUCUCCGUCUCUUUGCACCAUAGCUUGUUAUAUAACAUUGCUUAAUCGUGAAGUCGCCGAAUACAAAAAAGACGGUGCAACCUCAGAUCCAAAGCCAGGGUUCACAAGCUUGUUCACUGUAUUGUUGAAAACUAUAUUGAGUGAUGAAGGCACAGUCGAAUUAUGGAAAGACCCUGAGCUCGUCAUCUUCAAGGAACAAGAAGCCAGAAAAAGAAACAGAGACUUGAAAAUCCAUAUGUGCUAUAUAUGGACAGAUCUUGUCAGAUUGGCCAACUUGGUUGGAUUCAACUUUGUGCCCUUGAUAAAACACUCAGAAGCAAUUGACAACCUCUUGCAAAGACUCUAUACAAAGAUAGAAGAGGCAGAUCUGCUUCUGUAUCAUCUAAAGUACAUCACUUCCCUCAAUUCCCAUAAAUUUGAUGAAUUAACUAUAACACUUCAUCUCCACUAUUUGAUUGCCAGAAUCUCAUCUGCUUUAGCUCAUGGGAUUUCGAAGGUAGGCGAUCUCAAAUUGACUAUCGCCAAUUUGGAAUCAUUGAUCAGACAAUGCAGUACCUGGAUUGUAGAUUUAGGAUUACGGAAAUUGAGGCAUAUACGUAGAUUUGAAUGCGUUUCAAUGUUAAUGUAUCUCAGAUACUUCAUGAAGUACAUUAUAUUAUUACAGGCAGAGGAAAGUAUGGACGAAGAGUUGGUAGCAUCAUCUGUUCCGGAUAUUUUUACCAAGUAUCUUGAAAUCAUUGAUCUGUUGAGAAAAGAACUUAUCAACGACCAUGAUGGCAUGAACAAGCAGUACGUGUUACUGGCGAUAACAGAACUUUUGACUAGACUUAUCCAGAUUAUUGUUGCUUUGCUAAUGAGAGUUUCGAAUGAUGAUAAUAUGAUGUCACAAGAAACUGUAUUGCGAAUUCAGCUCAACAACAUGGAAGACUUAAUUAAGACACAUAUAGUAGGCGUUGUUGAGGAUUCAGUAGACUUGCUUGCGAAGAGUCCCUUAUUGGAUAAGGAUAAAUCUGGUAAACUCUCGAAGUUAUGGAAGUUCUAUUUGACGUUUGUCCGUAAUUCCAAGAGAAUGACAAGCAUCAACUACGCCAAGAUACAUGCAAACAUUCCGCAAUUCCGAGGAAUCGGGGCUGCUGGUGAUAUGAAGUCUUGCCCAGUUAUAACACCUAGGAGCUUCAAGAACUCAACGCCACCAGCGAUUACAUCAAAGGAAUAUACGAAAUGUCCUAUUUCGCAUAUCACCACACCCAUAGACGAAGACAGUUCGCCUAUCGACUCCAGGCCGGGUAAAUGUCCUGUUAACCACAGUAUUGUAACAACAGCUUCACCAGUGCCAGUGGAUGCUAAGAAAAGGAAGUGUCCAUUUGACCAUACAGCACUUGAUAGAAGUUCAAUGUCUCAAGGGUAUAAUGCUAUUGAAAGUAAUAUCCGCGGUGUGAUCAAGCGCCAGAGAGAUAGUUCGGACUCGCCUUCGGAUGUUGAAAAAAGUAGCGGAUCUACUCCGGUAGUAGAGAGGCCAGAACCAGUUGUUGAGAUGUCUAACGUCUCCAUUUCUGAGACUCGUCCGGACAACUUUCCUCCACCCAAUCUUGGUUUCGAUUUGCAAGCAUUCAACGACUUUGACUUUGACUUUUUGCAGAGUGCCGUACUCUUGGAUCAGAUUGAGUUUGGAAACAGCGAUGCAGGCAACAUCGAGGGAUUUUUUCAAUAA
Scheffersomyces stipitis CBS 6054 is the source of this 3144-nucleotide messenger RNA. RefSeq names its product Zcf20p (gene ZCF20). NCBI's taxonomy places the organism in Eukaryota, Fungi, Ascomycota, Pichiomycetes, Serinales, Debaryomycetaceae. Bases 1 to 3144 code for a protein of 1047 amino acids. Gene Ontology annotation, biological process: positive regulation of transcription by RNA polymerase II. Gene Ontology annotation, cellular component: nucleus. Gene Ontology annotation, molecular function: zinc ion binding; DNA-binding transcription factor activity, RNA polymerase II-specific. The transcript has 3 exons. The record is from RefSeq and is a predicted model, not a curated record.